This is a messenger RNA of Myotis myotis, 4892 nucleotides long. RefSeq names its product golgi SNAP receptor complex member 1 (gene GOSR1). NCBI's taxonomy places the organism in Eukaryota, Metazoa, Chordata, Mammalia, Chiroptera, Vespertilionidae. The transcript has 9 exons. Gene Ontology annotation, cellular component: Golgi medial cisterna; cis-Golgi network; Golgi membrane. The coding region runs from base 119 to 871 and encodes 250 amino acids. Gene Ontology annotation, molecular function: SNAP receptor activity. Gene Ontology annotation, biological process: endoplasmic reticulum to Golgi vesicle-mediated transport; vesicle fusion. The record is from RefSeq and is a predicted model, not a curated record.
UCUCUGGAGGCUCACGUAUCCCAUCGGCCCUGGCGCCAGGGCGGAAGAAGGCGCGGAGGCGACUCUCUGGCCCGCAGCGCCUGGACUCUCGUCUCCCGACUGACGUCGGACAACAAAGAUGGCGGCAGGAACCAGCAAUUACUGGGAAGAUCUCAGGAAACAGGCUCGACAACUGGAAAAUGAACUUGACCUGAAACUAGUUUCCUUCAGUAAACUGUGCACGAGUUACAGUCACAGCAGUGCCCGAGAUGGAAGACGCGACAGGUAUAGCUCUGACACAACACCUCUUUUAAAUGGAUCAAGCCAAGACAGAAUGUUUGAAACAAUGGCAAUUGAGAUUGAACAGCUUUUGGCAAGGCUUACAGGAGUAAAUGAUAAAAUGGCAGAAUAUACCAACAGUGCAGGUGUCCCCUCCUUGAAUGCAGCACUGAUGCAUACAUUACAGCGACAUAGAGACAUAUUGCAGGAUUAUACACAUGAAUUCCAUAAAACCAAAGCAAACUUUAUGGCAAUACGGGAAAGGGAGAAUCUCAUGGGAUCAGUACGAAAGGAUAUUGAGUCAUAUAAAAGUGGGUCUGGAGUAAACAACAGAAGAACUGAACUAUUUUUGAAAGAACAUGAGCACCUUCGAAACUCAGAUCGUCUGAUAGAAGAGACAAUAAGCAUUGCUAUGGCAACAAAAGAAAAUAUGACUUCACAGAGAGGAAUGUUGAAGUCAAUUCAGAGCAAAAUGAACACUUUGGCCAAUCGUUUUCCUGCUGUGAACAGCCUGAUCCAGCGAAUCAACCUUAGGAAGCGGCGAGACUCACUCAUCCUGGGUGGUGUUAUUGGUGUCUGUACCAUCCUAUUGCUGCUGUAUGCUUUCCAUUGAUGAGACGCCUCCAGGGACUCUUGACAACUACCACUUUCAGGCCCUGAUCUGGAAUAAGGAAAGCGGGAAGGAGAAAUGGACUGCCCUGAUAAUUAGCCUGACCAGCAGGAUUCCUUCGGGGCUCAUAGUGCUGGACUCUGUGACGUGGUCAGGUUGAGCUGAAGCCACAGUUUUUCUAACACACUUCCUUCUGUUUUUAGGUUUUAUAAAAGGAAAAGUUUUCCGUUGCUUUUGUCUCCCCAGAGGGUAAGUAAACGAGUCAGAAAGAGAGUCUGCGCUUCAGUGAUAGUGUUGGAGGCUGAUGGCAAGCUAGGUCUUACAGCUGGACUCUUCGGAAAACCAGGUCUCUCUAUCCAAAGACUGCUUUCCUUUUAGCUGACGGAUUGGGUUGUGAAUAAAAAUAGUUCUUGUCCUUUUAUUUUACACUCAUGAUGAAAAGUCACAAGUCAUUUUUAAAUCUGUGCUAUAAACUUCUACUCUGUGUCCCCAACUCUUUCGGUAUUCAAGGAAAAUUCCAUUUUUCACAGAUUCUUUGAGAUGCUGACAAGCCAACUUCAACAGAGUUGAGGUUGUCUUAAAUGAUAAACACUGCAAAAAAGCAUUUUUCUUUUUUGUAAUUCUCACCCAAGGAUAUGUUUUUAUUGAUUUUUUUUUAUUUUAAUUUUUUUGAGAAUGAGGAAGGGGAAGAGGAGGGGGGUGGGGUGGAGAGAGAGAGAGAAACAUCGAUUGGUUGCCUCCCAUAUGUGCCCUGACCAGGAAUCAAACCCACAGCCUCUUUUGAUACACAGACAACGCUCCAACUGAGCCAUUCGGCGGGGAUGUUCUUUUUUUAACUCGUGUGCACAUUGGGCUUAACUGUAUUACUGGAAAAGCAUCAAGAAUGACAAGCUUUUCUUAAGGAGUCAAUUAUUGUUUUGACUUUUAUUUCUUCCAUUUGGGUUAAUAUUUGCUACUAGAAGAAAAUGAAAUCUUCGUUCUGCCAGGACAAAAGAAGCUAAUAGCCAAUGCCCCCAACUAUUCCUCAUGUCAGGAUUAACACUGAUGACUGAGUGAGGGGACUGCUCAGUUUUCAGUGACAUCUACUGAACAAGCCACGUGUAAAAAGACAUUGAUCAAGGAGUCACCAUUCAGAUAAUUUCAUUUGUAAAUGCUCCACGUUUAUGAGCAAAAGUUUUAAGAACUACCACCCAAUAUAACAGGAAUUCUGUGUUCUGUGAAAAUCUCUUUAUCCCAAAUCUUUUAAGCUUUUCCAGACAUCCAGAGAACGGCGUCACAGUUGGAGAUACGUGUGACAGAAUCUCUAUCUGCCCCUGUCCUCUCUCAUCCGCAGAGUGACAAAAUCUUAAACCACCCACCAGAAUUCUUAGGUUUAACCAUUUCUGAGUUUCUGUAAAUUCAUUACUUUGUCUAACUCAACUACCACAAAUAGUUUGAAGACUUCCAACAUCUACAUUCUCACCAAGGAGGAGGCUGCUUUUCACCAUUGGAAUUGAUUAUGGUAUUUACAGUAUUGGCUUCAGACUGUGCCACCAGGAAUGAAAGGAUAUUAGCAUGCAGUUCUUAACUACAUCAUAAAGUGUCGAUGGUGUGUGUCAUUCUGAUGAACUUGAUGUACAGGCUGAUGGGCAGACUAAUCCAUGGUCUGAUACAGAGACUGAAAGGUUUCAUUCUGGUGUCAGAGUUUUGUUAUAUUCUGGUAUGAAAGGCAUUUGAUAUUUUUUUAACUAUGGGGUUUAUUUUUCUAAAUAUGGGUUGAUUGAUCAGUAGUUGAUUGGGGGUGCCCUUAAAAGAUAGUUUAAGUUUUCCCAAUGCGAACCUUCCAGGGUCAGGGAAGGUCAUUUAUUAAAUUCUCUGUUGGGAGAACAAUGCCUUUCUCCCCUGACACUUUAUUAUCUUUGAUUUUUCAAAGGGCCUUGAUUGGUGGUUGUACCUCAGCUAGAAUUUAUGGGACUUUGGUUGCUAUAUAGUUGGCAUUUAUAAAAUCUGAAGUUUCAUAAAUAAAAUUAUUUAUUUAAUUAUACUACCAGUCUUUUUUACUGGUCUGAUUAUUUGGUGCAUUCAUCGAAGCUGAUUGUGUGACAGUAAAACUAGAACCUGCGCUAAUCUAGCUCGCUGCCACUGAUGAGCCUUUCCAUUGAGGUUCUGCUAAACGAAGUAAAAGCAUUGUGUUGGGUCUUUUCUUUACAAAGAUAAGCUAGUUCUUCCCAGGAAGUUGAGAACGUGUGGUGUAGAUGUUGCGGUCAGAUAGGUCUGACUAACCUCCCAGUGCUGUAGCCCAGAGUGAGGUGUCCGGGGCCAAAUGUAGAGAGGUAGCUAGGACUGUGCCCAUCCUUCCUCUGCGAGUCCUUUAGGACAGCGGUCGCCAACCAUGAUGUCUGAAAGGUUGGCGACCGCUGCUUUAGGAGGCCUGGAGCAAGAAAAAGAAGUGUGCCAUUGACUAGUUAGAGGCUCAACAUGGAGCCCACAGUCGCUGGUUUAAGAACUCUUUCAGUUUCAUGCCACUUAACUUUUUUUUUUUACCAUCUUGAUUUUUCUCCUUUUUUGCCAUUCUUACAGACCUGUUGGUAGGCCCAGGAGCCAACAGUAGGCUACUCUCAGAGAAAGUCAGAGCAGAAGGACUUUCCUGUUUCUAGUCCCAAAUGUUGCCUCGUAGAGGGAGCAGUCUCCCUCAGCUAUUGUCUUAUAUGAUGAUCUUUCCUUUUGGAAUCUUUUUUGUAACCACUCAAAACUUUCCAUUUCACUAGAGAGUAUGAAAAACCAUGGCAACAUAAAGGCAGAAAAUUCCAAAACAUACACUUCUGAGACUGUUUUAAUGUGUGCUGGUAACUCUAGUAAAAGUUAAAAAAUCUCUUACUAAAGUUCAAGCCCAAAUGUCCAAGUGCUUUAGUGUCUGUCCUGGCUGUCUCUAUUAUUAUUACUUUUAGAAGCUGAAGGAUUCCCUGUAACCUGCAUUGGUCACCCUUUAUUUGUCUCCUGUUAGAAAAGGGCUUUCCUUCUCCACUAUUCCUCUCUCCUUUCUGCCAAAAUUCACUUUACAGAGAAUGCCGUUUUCCACACUGCCCAGGAAUCAGAUCAGGCAUGGGAGUGAAAUCCUGAGACAGACGGGUGACAGGAGGGGAGACAUCAUGAGACUUUUUGUACCUAGAAUCAAAUAUCUUUACUUUAGUUCUUUCCUAUUGGAUGCUAAGUAAACCUGAAUAGAGAAAUGUACCUAUUGAGCUUUUGGCCUCUAAAUAAUUGAGGCACUUUGGACUUGCAUUCCCACCGUUAACUUUCUGUUUCACUGUUGAUAAUCUCAACUUGGUGAAAGGACUUUAAGAAACUGGACUAGCCUUUUGGUUUCUAAUACCUUAUGUUUGAUCAUCAAUCAGAUUGAUUUCUUGGAAAUUGAGUUCUCUAACUUGCAACAUUAAGCUGAUGAGUCUAAGUGGCCAUGUCCAGUGUUGCACUAGAUUUUGUGGCAAAUGUAACUAAAGAACAAAUGGAUCCUACUCAGAAAAUUAAAAUGAUUGCGUUCCAUUCUCAUUUUGGGUUAGGGGUUAUUUAGCUGGUCUCCAAAAAGAUGCAGAGCUUUACAUCAUGGACUUUAUAACCUAAUCUUGUUAUUCCUUUAUAAAUCUGCGAAUCCUUCUUAUAGGGGAAAGGAAAAUGAGGAACAAUUGAUUCUUAAGGAUGUUCAUUGGAUAAGAAGCUGAGCCAUGUCUUUCUCAUUUUCUUUAUACAUAAGGUCUCACUUUAGGAUCAAAGUAUUUGCAUUUAUUGCCAUCCUAUUAGCUCUUAGGGAGGGAAAUCAAUUCCAAUCACACUUUACCAUGAUGGGAGAUGUUUACUCUUGAAAAAUGCCAAUACAGAUUUUUAAAAAUCUAUUCCAAAUGCACUUUCUAAUUUUUUUGCUUUUAAAAUGGCUUCUUGGAACCAGUUUAAUUGUAUUUGUAUUUAAUUUUUGUUCUCAUCUAAAUGUGCAUUUUCUGACUGUAUAGAAGCUUUGCUAUGUAAUUUAAUAAUAAACUAGAAAUCUAAA